Molecule: messenger RNA, 5214 nt
Organism: Hippocampus zosterae (dwarf seahorse)
Lineage: Eukaryota; Metazoa; Chordata; Actinopteri; Syngnathiformes; Syngnathidae
Product: terminal nucleotidyltransferase 5C-like
Exons: 2
Coding region: 1956-4106 (716 amino acids)
Biological process (GO): mRNA stabilization
Molecular function (GO): poly(A) RNA polymerase activity; RNA binding
Source: RefSeq, a predicted model, not a curated record
UUCCUCCAUAAUAUCUUGUCAACCUAUUUACUCAAAAAAUAGAGGACUUUCGAGUCAUUUCUAAUUUGACAUUAGUGAAAUAAAUAUAAAAAUGUCAUACUUCAAAAUAAAGUUGCGCAUCAUCUUCUGUAUCCAUACUGUAUAGUUGCACUUUCCUUGAAUCUAUGAUGGACUAUUUGUUGUGUAAUUGUACCAGUGAAUGCAGCGUUUUCAUUGAACAGCUGUAUGACUCAUAGUGUUCAUGUACUUUAAAAAAAAUAAAAAAGCCAAGUGGAAGUGGGGGACGGAUGAUUUAAACCCUUAAAACGACACCCCUUAAAGAAUAUUCAUAUAAGACACUGAUGCUGACCAUUUAAAUGUGCUAUUUGGCCACAAAAUCAUCGAGACUAUCCAAGUGCGUCAUAUAACUUGAGCCAGUGCAAAACACAUAAUACAUAACAAUCUUCUAGAAUCUAGUCAUGAUUUCACUUUAUUAGUUUUAAUUUUAUUUAGAUGUGUGAAGUAAAUAAUAAUAUGCUGCUAACAGUGCUCAUAAAAUAGACGGCAAUUGUCUUUACAUCAGCAGAAAAAAAUAAUUGAAUGGAGUUUUUUUUACGUAUACAUUGGUCAAUAAUGACAUGUUAAAGGGUGCAUUAUUUUCUGCUACUUCAUCAAGAUUCCAUUUUUAGUUUACAGUAGUACUGACAGGGAUCAUCUUUGACCUUGUCAAUAAAACGCAUCAGUUCGUGUAAUGUAAACACAACCCAUCCCCCACCACACAUUCCAUUUGUGCCACUUAACUCAAGCGUGGCAACGCAAGUGUAUAUAGGGACAGUAAAUUUUUAAAUUUCUCUUUAGUAUUCAAGUAAUAUAGAUUAUCAUAAUACAACCGCAACACAAUAAUGUAGGAUUUCACAUUAUUCACCAAAUUUCACAGCAUUCCCCUCCUCAAUCACCUUUAUGUACUCUCACAAAUGUGUCUUAGUAGCUUUUGAUAUGGUUUUGACGUUGAUUGCUGAAAUUGACAUUGGCCUUGAAGCGUGAACGAGUGAAUGAGUCAUCCCACAAAUAAUGAAGCCUCAAUACAGUGCAAUGCUCUCGCCUCAAAACAGCCCGAAUAAAAGCACCUCAUUAUGCACAGAUGCCCUCGAGUGUAUAAACCGCAUCACAUGAUUAGAUUCAUCACCGCCACUUCACAGGAGAAGGGCUUGUAGAGGGCCAGCGCAGACGACAUUCACCAUUUUACCUCAACGCUGCAUCUUGCCGGGAAAACGUCUUAAUCAUUUCAAGGAGCGAAUGUAUGACGGAUGAAAUUGUCUUGUUUACAUAUGUACCUGUAUACACUGUAAAGUAUACCUUGUAAUGGCUGGUAAAGCAACUUCCAAACAGCAGGGUAACAAUUUGGGGGGGGGAAAAAAGCAAAACGGUAACAAGUGGUUAGCUAUACACUGCCUCCUGGCCUGUAUCGAACUGCCCUUGAGCGAGGCGGUAAAUAGUAUUUCGUAAGUGCAUACUACAUUAUUGGAAGAUUUUUCACUGAAUGAAUGUCCCGUCCCUUCAAAUUUGAUAGGUAGAUUGACAGAUAUGAGAUGAAAAGUCUACACACCCCUGUUCAAUUGCCGGGUUUUUGUGAUAUAUAAAAAUGGAACAAAGAUAAGUCAUUGUCAAACGUUUUUCCGCCAUUAAUGUGACCUACAACAUCCAUCCACCCAUUUUCGAAUCCGCUUAUCCUCACAAGGGUCUUGGACGUGCUGGCUCUUAUCCCAACUGUCUUCGGGCAGAAGGCGGAGUACACCCUGAAUUGGUUGCCAGCCAAAGACGAACGACCAUUCGCGCUCACAAUCACACCGAGUAGAGGAUCCCAGCUUUCGACAACAUCCUAGAAAGAUGCGUUAGCUUCAAUUUAGAAUGCAUAUUUGUGCUCUGUGAUUGACUGGCGACCAGUCCACGGUGACCCAUCUCCUGCUCACAGUUAGAUGGGAGAGGCCCCAGCUCAGCCGUUGACCUUGGCAAGGAUGACGGAGCGUCCCACCGAGAAACGAUUCCAUCACUUGACCUUGGAGCAACUCCAGGCUUUGGAUAAAGUCCUGACCGAGGUCAUUCCCAUCCACGGGCGAGGGAAUUUUCCGACACUGCAGGUGAGUGCCAAAGACAUCAUUCGUGUGGUGAAGGAUCGACUUGUAGAAAAAAACAUCCAGGUGAAGGAUAUACGCCUCAACGGAGCCACAGCCAGCCACGUCCUGGUGAGGGACAAUGGUCUGGACGUCAGGGACUUAGACAUUAUUUUCGGAGUAGAUUUGCCCAAGCAGGAGGACUUCCAGGUGAUCAAGGAAGUGGUGCUGAGCAGCCUGAGGGACCUCCUCCCAUGUGGCGUGAACAGACGCAAGCUCACCUGCCUCACCAUGAAAGAAGCUUACGUGCAAAAGAUGGUCAAAGUGUUCAACGAGCAUGACAGGUGGAGCCUCAUCUCCCUGUCCAACAACAGAGCCAAAACGCUGGGACUGAGAUUCGUCAGUGCCCUUCGCAGGCAGUUUGAAUUUAGCGUUGACUCCUUCCAGAUCAUCCUGGACCGCAUGCUGGAGUCCUACUGGGAGAACGACAGGAGACAAGGGAGGAAGUUGUCCUCAGAUGCUCAGACGUUGGCCUCAAAAGACAGCGAGGGGGAAAACGAAAAGCCAGCGCAGUCGAACGUCUCAAAAGUCGACUCAAAGAUGGCUUCUGGUGGAGAGGCAGCGCAUCGUCGUGAAGCUGUUGAGGAGACGCAGCUUCUUCAUUCAGAGACGGAAAAGUGUCAGGGACAGGAGGAGUUAGCGCCCGAAGAUGUCGAUUUCAAGCUUCAUCCUCAACAGGAAGAGCCAAAAAUAGGCGCACACUCAGAAGAGGACAUCAGUUUUGAGCUAAGGGAUGACAAAGAAGCGCUUUCGAAGGGAUCUGCUGUGGCUUCAUCUCCUCCAGCGUGUGCAUGUUUAAAGCUGCAGGUUCGAGAUGAGGCCUCUCGUUCGCGUAUCUCGAUUACGGCACUGGUCGGGAAAUCCUCCGUGCAGGAUUGUGUCCAAGUGGAAUCCACCGUCCCCGGCCCGCAAGAGCCCCAUCAUGAGUUCUCCUCUCCUCCCCCGGCGAAGAAAACCUGCAGUAUGUCUCCAGAUGUUGUACCAGACUACUGCCCCUCGCCAAAACUACAAAGAAAAAUGUCCCGCAAGAUGAUCUGUAGUCCCGAAAAAUGGUCCUUGCUCACAGACGUGUCGGAUAUGACCGCUCAGCUGUUUGCACCCAUUGACAUACCCACUCAGUUGACGCCUCCCUUGCAAGACGGAUCUCAUGGAACAACUUCCUCACAGAGAAGUUCAACAAGUGUUCUCUGUACAGCUAGCACAUGCCAGGCUGGACCUGAAACCGAUCAGGUUGCUGAACCAACAGUGAAGCCCAAACAUUCCAAGAAGCCUCCAGAUUGUGACAACGGCGACCACACGCAUGAAGAGAAUUUAGGUUUGACUCAGGAUGUCCGUGCAGAAACUCCCCCACUCAGCUGCGAAUUGAGCUCAUGGGAGUCCUCUGUGGUUGUGGAGGCGGAGUGCAUGUACGGUGACUUCACCCAGGCCAUGGAGCACCUUCGGCAACGCCUCAUUGCCACCCACCACCCCGAGGAGAUCCGAGGAGGGGGCCUGCUGAAAUACAGCGACCUCUUGGUGAGGAACUUCCAUCCGGCCAGCGAGACGGAGAUCAAGUCUCUGGAGAGGUACAUGUGCUCCCGUUUCUUCAUCGACUUUCCCGACGUGAAGGAGCAGCAGCGCAAGAUCGAGGCCCACCUGCAUUGCCACUUUACGGGAAGCGAGGAGAGCAGCAAGUACGACUACCUGAUGACUCUGCGACGCGUCAUCGACGAGAGCACCGUGUGCCUGAUGGGCCACGAGAGGAGGCAGACGCUCAACAUGAUCACCGUCCUGGCUCUGAGGGUGCUGGGGGAGCAGAACGCCAUCCCCAAUGCCGCCAACGUCACAUGCUUCUACCAACCGGCCCCUUACAUGAGCGAGCCCAUUUACGGCAGCUACUUCAUCGCGCAGGCCCAGCCCUCACUCGUCUACCACCCCUACCCGGUCCACGUGCACAUGCAAAGUGGCCCGGUGUAGCCACGGCGUUGUGCCGACUGGGAGGCGGGAAGGCAGAUUUCAGCAAGUGCCAACACAGGCACUGAUGCAAGUUUUGAAAACAUGAGGCCCCCCACCCCCAUCCCGGGCACAGUGUCUUUUAAUGCUUUGACGUCCCACCUUGGUCAGGACUCGUGGAGUCCAAAGGCAAAGCAUGUGAGCCUUUCACUUGGUAGAAUUUGGGAAAGGAGAGAAUUUGCAAAGUGGAUUAUGAACACAGAGAGCACAGAGGAGAGCCGAGUAUGGAAAAUGGUUAUGAUGAGUCCCAAACUCCAAUUCAGAUGAAGUUGGGACAUUGAGUAAAACUGAAACCGCAGAAUACAUGACUUACAUAUCCUUUUCAAACUCUAUUCAAGUGAAUACUCCAACAAAGCAAGAUAUUUAAUGUUCAACCUGAUAAAACCUUCUGAAAUAUUGACUCAUUUUGAAUUGAAUGUCUCCAACAUGUUCCAAAAAAGCUGGAACACCCAACGCGUUGACCACUGUGUUCUUUUCAUGUAACUACACGCAAUCAGUGUUUGGGAAUUGCAUACACCAAUUUUUGAAACUUUGCAGGUGGAAUUCUCUCCCAUUCUUGUUCGAUCAAACAACAUCAGUUACUCGAGAGACUCGGGUCUCCGUUAUUGUGUUUUGUGCUUCAUAAUGUGCCGCACAAUUUCAAUGGGAGACACGUCUGGACUGCUGGCAGGCAAGUCUAGGACUAAACAGUGAUGCCCGUUUUUAAUGCAGUGUCGCCUGACGGAUCGAAAGUCGCAGACAUUCAGUGAUGGUUGGCCACUUAAAUGCAGAGAUUUUUCCAGAUUCUCAGACUAUUUUGAUAUUAUUGACCAUAUUCCUAAAUUCGUUAUACCCAAUGAUGAUACUCAAAUGUUUCUAAAUAACUUGUGGGAUAUCCCAGACAGGUGUUUUUGGGCAAUGCUCCUACAGUAGCUUUUUUGGAAUAUGUUGCAGGCAUUAAAUUCAAAAGAGAAUAUUUGCCCCCCAAAAUAAAACAUUCAUCAGUUUGCACUUUGAAAAAAUUAUUAUCUUGUCUUUGUAGCGCAUUCCAUUGAAUAUAGGUUGAAAAGUAUUGCUAGAUAAGAACCACCUC